ACGUCGUUUUACUAUUAUCAUAUUUCUUGGCCUUUACCUUUUUUUUUCUUUUUUUUUCUUGUUUUAUCCCGUUACCUAGAAGACAAGCCUAAACAGAUCUUGCAGCAUGCAGACGAGGUACCCCGCCCUCAAUAUACCGAUGAAGAAUUAGAUCGCCUAGUCGAUUAUAUUCAACGUAUGACUAUGUUGUUUGCUUUGGACCACCGCGAUUGGACAGAGGAGAAUCUGGAUAUCAUUCGACGAUGGCUAAUGAAAGUGAAUGAACCAUUGCUAACCAUUUUUUAUGAUGCUAACAAGCUGAGCGCUUGUUUAGGUUUCCCAGUAGCGCCCGUUUCUGAUCUCACUUAUUUCUAUCGGGAACCAAAUUUUAUCUUUUCAGUUGGAAAUUUUCAUGACGAAAUAAAUAUUGGUACAUUGCAUGAAGAUGUGGACGGAUGUUUACUGAAAGUCCUACAAUUAGUCUUUGCGCCAAUUCUUCGGAAUUCUGAUUGGAACGAUAACGUUAAAUCGCGAUUCUGCAAAGCAAUGGAUAAAUUUCUCGGUUAUCUCACUAGCUUAAAUUCGAAAAUGGCAGGCAUGACAGUGCUUUAUGUACCGCAUGUAGUAAAACAAAUCGCUAAAGGCAAUGCCACACAAGAUCGAGAGUUUCUAAAAAAUAUGGAAGCGGUAGUUGUGUUUUGGACUAAUCAAAUACGUACUUUGCUUACGGACAAGACGCUAGUAGUGCAACAUGACUUAGUAAUACCAGAGGAGGAGUAUGAAUUUUGGUUAUACAGAUUCGAAGUUUUGCAUGGUCUCAACACCCAAUUAGAUCAGGACGACGUUCAAGAUAUUAUCACUAUUUUGCGAGCUUCACAGUCGGUCUAUAUAAAGCAGAUCGAUGAAUUGAUAAGUGAAUGCCGCCAGGAAAUGGAAGAGGCUAAAUCAAACAUCAAGUAUCUGAACUUGUUGAUUGAGCCAUGUGCCCAAAUCGAUAAAGCGGAGAGCCCAUCAUCUGUGCCCGCUUUAUUACCACGCAUUAUCAAUUUUAUUACCUAUAUAGGGCUGAAAUCGCCUUUUUAUAAUCGCAAAGACUUAAUCACCAACCUCUUUCGUAAUCUUAGUAAUCAAAUUAUACGCUUUUGCGUAAAACAGACUAAUGUUGAAAAGAUUUUGGAGGGGAAUUCCCGUUUUGGCAUUAAAAUGUGCAAUAUGUCUAUUGAUUGUUGUUUAUCCUAUAAAGCAAUCUAUGAACGCAUGGCCAAGGAGCACGCCCGCAAAUUUGAAUGGGAUUUAGAUAAUGCCAUGAUUUUUAAUCAUGUUGACGCUUUCGCGGAGCGCUUAAACGAUCUGAUCGACAUAUGCGAAUCAAUGAUUGUUUUCGCACGCUUGGAUGAAAGUGAAAAUAUACCGAAGCCACGUUUCGGUGGCACCAAUGGUCAAGAAUUCGAAAAAAUAGCUGAGAGUGUCGAAAGGCAGUUCCUACAGAUAUUGGAAUCGAUGAGAAGUGAUUCUAAAGAUCUUAUUUUGGAUGUUCAUAAAAACUCGUGGUACGAGGAAGUUUUGAAGUAUAGGCGCACUGUCCGCAGUUUAGAGGAAUCUGUACAGCGUUUAAUGUCAAAUGCUUUUCAGAAGGUAUGCAAUGUUGAAGAAGCAGUUGAAGUUCUGAAUGUUACACUGUUCUAUUCAUAUCGUGCAACGAUACGCAAAGCUUAUUUGGAAAUGGUUAGCCAAAUGUGGAUGAUGUUUGUAUCGGAAAUGAAUGCUACCGUAAAAGCCCAGAUGGAUCGCGUUAAAGUCCAUGAAUCGUGGUUAAGUUAUUAUGCGUCCCGCGCAAUAAAUUAUCGUAUUAAUCUGGAGCGUCUAGAAUGGUUAAGAGAUCGUUUGAAAAAUUCCGACUGGUUACCUUCAGUGCCCGAAGCUAAGGUGGCUUUGGACAGAUUUGAAUCUUUAAAAAGAGACUUUUUGAAGGAAAUUCGAAAAGUGUUUGACGAUUGGGUACGUAAUUGCAGUGGCAGCUCUUUAAUAAACCGUUUAGAUCGUACUUUGUUGACAAGGAGCAAGGUGAAACGCGGUCUUCUUGAAUGCAAUAUAGACCGUUCGAUUUUGACGAUUUGUCGGCAAGCGGAACAAUUCGAACAACUUGGUUUCCAGAUCGGUGGCCAGAUAAGAAGGAUCUAUGAGAGAUAUCCUAAAUUAAAGUUUGUAUACAAUAGCGUCGUGACUGUUUGCUUAGAUUACAAUCGUAUUUUAUCUGUUCUUUCGGACGACGAGCGUAAAUUAUUUUAUGCUUUGAUACACGCCUGUGAUCGAAAAAUAGCACCAGGUCUGUUUAAGCUAACGUGGGGGGGAGAACUUAGCGAUGCGUACAUCGCAGAUUGCGCUAAACAUACUAACAAGCUGCAAGAUUCGCUGGACAUAUACAAGAGAGCCAAUCGGCAUAUAGCCCGCAUAUGUGAAAAAAUAUGUGACUUACAGCUCUUAAAGUUUACUUUGUCCAGUGCCGCUGAACUGCCUUCAGUUGACAUGAGUGUAGCGGCAUUUAACCGGAGGGCAACAAAUCAACUUUUGAAUUUAUACAAUACUAUAAUCGAUUUAUUAUUUGCCGUGUUCAAGGAAUUUCAAUCAGUUAUUGAUGAGAUGGCCCCUGAAUGGUAUAACUAUGUCAAACAAUUUGACGAUAUGUUGGCAGAAGCCCUACUUACUUGCGCACGUAAUUCCCUUUCAGUUGUUUAUAACUCCUUGUGUUCUGUUGGCGACAUUCAUCCGGCUCCAUUGAUCAUAAUGAACGUUGACAUUGAAAAUCGCGUUAUAUCCUUAAAGCCACCAAUGGAUGAGAUCGCGAAUAUGAUGCUAAACAUGCAGACACGUGUUUUGAACAGUCUCGAAACAAUACCACGUAUUUCAACUAAGUUAGGAUUGCCGAAAGAAUUGCAAGGCCCGUCUUUUCCUCGUCUAAUGGAAAAAGACCCUAAAAUAAUCGAGAUAGAAGAUCAAAUAAACUUGGAAGUUGACUAUAACAGAGAGGAAAUUGCAAACUUCGUUUUGUCUUGGAGACCGCAUCGUUUUAUAUGGGAGCGAACGGAAGAGCAAUACAUUGCCAAACUCGAAGAAUCAGACCAGACAGCAAUGGUUUUUGAUGAAUGCAUCGAAAGAAUGAGCUCGCAAGCGGAACAGAUCUCAAUAAGAGACACGAUAACUAAUGUUUAUUUCAUUAUGGUAAACCAAAGUAAAUUGAAGCAAACUCUGAUGGACUUUAUAGAGCAAUGGCAACUAUUAAAUAUUAAGAUGCUAACAAGACGGGCGACGUCUCGUCUUAAAAAGGUCUACCGUUAUAUACGGCGUAAUGAACAACGAAUCGGCUUUGUGCCCCGUACGCUCAAGGAAGCCAGAGAAGCGUCAAACUUGUUUAAUCGUCUAAUGGCCGAUGUUCCGAAAAAAGAGGGCGAAUUCCCAUCGAUUCUAGACCUUUUCGCGGUGCUAGAUAAAUUCCAAAUCGAAGUGGCUCACUCAACGCGUAGUUUGUUAAAUAAUCUCAAGUCCGCUUGGGAGGGCUAUUUAAAGAAAUUAGGCGAUGCCGACGAAAUGUUAUUCAGUACUAAAGAAGAAUUUAAAAAGAACUUGCAGCAACAGGCGGAAAGAUUCCGCAAUGUAAUGAAACAUUUCUUUGCAGAUUUUAUGAUUAAAUUACCUACUUCUUCUCAAACAAACCCAAAAAUUGCUAUCAAAUAUCUGAGAGUUGUCAAUGAAAAGGUGGAAGAAUGCUUCAAAUUCGAGAAUGGUCUAAUGAACGAUUUAGCUAUUUUCGGUAUUAAUCUAGGAAUGAAUAUGGAUUUACGUCGGUUAUUAGAAGAACUAAAAACUUUGACCGAAAUUUGGGAACUGAUUUUAGAAUGGCAAAAUAAUUGGAACGAAUGGCGUAAGGACAAUUUUUGGAAAAUCGAUAUUAAUUUAAUGGAAGACACCGCCCUCGACCUUUACAAAGAAUUUAACACACUUUUCAAAAAACACUAUAGUCGUAAUUGGGAUAUGUUGAUUCACACCACUAAAACAAUUGAUGGCUUCAGGAAAACAUUACCGUUAAUCACUGCUUUGAAAAAUCCGAGUAUGCGCAAAAGACAUUGGGACAAAGUUCGUUCGGUGGUACAAGAAGAUUUUGACGAGAACUCAAACAAAUUUACGCUGGAGCUGAUUAUAGAGCUGGACUUCCAAUCCUAUUCAGAGGAUAUCCAAGAUAUUUCAAAUGCUGCGACCAUGGAAUUGCAAAUUGAAAAUAAUAUCAAGAAUAUAGCCAGUAUAUGGCGUAAGCAAAGCAUUGAAAUGGCGUUUUAUCGUGAUGGCAUAUAUCGUAUCAAAAGCGUUGACGAAUGCACUCAAUUGCUUGAAGAACAUAUGGUCCAAAUAUCGGCGAUGAAAGCUACGCGGUUUGUCGAGCCGUUUAUAACAGUCGUGGAUAGUUGGGAGAAAACUUUGUCAUACAUUGCCGAGACCCUCGAGAACGCAUUGACAGUCCAACGUCAAUGGCUAUAUUUGGAAAAUAUAUUCUCUGGCGAAGAUAUUCGUAAACAACUGCCAAACGAAGCCAAACGUUUCGCGGCCAUCACGGACGAGCUUCGCGCAAUAACGGCCAAAAUGUAUGCGGCUAAAACGGCUGUACAUGCUACUCAUUUAAGAAAUCCACCCUUUGUCUUGGAACGUUUUCAGAAAAUGGACGUGCGAUUAGAGUCUAUACAAAGAGCUCUUGAAAUAUACUUAGAGCGGAAACGUCAAAUAUUUCCGCGAUUCUAUUUCAUUUCAAACGACGAUCUUUUGGAAAUUCUGGGCAAUAAUAAACGACCAGAUUUAGUACAAGUUCACUUGAAAAAGCUCUUUGACGGUUUGACGAAAAUAGAAUUGAAACGAAUUGGAAAAUCUCUUAAUCGCUGGCAAGCCUCUGGUAUGUACUCUGAAGAUGGUGAAUAUGUAGAGUUUUUGAAUGUUUUAUACGUGGAGGGAGUGUCAGAAAAGUGGCUUAGCGUCGUGGAGGAGUACAUGUUCGCUGUAUUAAGAGAAUUAUUAAAAUUAACUCGAGCAGGUUUGAAAAAAAUGGCUGCCAAUCGCGAGAAAUGGCUUUCACAGUGGCCUGGUCAACUAGUGAACACCACUAGUCUAAUACAGUGGACUACGGAAUGUACCCGAAGUUUAAUCCAUUGUAAAAUGGUGGAUCAAAAAAAGCCAUUGCGUAAACUGAAGCGAAAACAGAGCAAGAUUUUGAGUAAACUUUCAGAAAUGAGUCGAAAAGAUCUGUCAAAGAUUAUGCGUCUUAAGGUCAAUACUUUGAUCACUGUCGAAAUUCAUGGCCGAGAUGUUAUAGAACGUAUGUAUAAAAAUAAUUGCAAAGAUGUCGGACAUUUUGAAUGGUUUUCACAACUACGAUUUUAUUGGCAUCGUGAAACAGAAACAUGUGUCAUCCGCCAAACUAAUACGGAGCAUUGGUAUGGCUACGAGUAUUUAGGAAAUUCUGGCCGUUUGGUCAUAACUCCUCUUACAGAUAGGUGCUACAUAACUCUGACUACUGCUUUACAUUUGUAUCGUGGAGGUAGCCCCAAAGGUCCGGCAGGCACAGGAAAAACUGAAACAGUUAAAGAUUUGGGCAAGGCUUUGGGAAUGUGGGUGAUUGUUACUAACUGCUCGGAGGGCUUAGACUACAAAAGUAUAGGUAAAAAUUUUUCCGGUUUGGCUCAAACGGGUUCUUGGGGUUGUUUUGAUGAGUUUAACCGCAUUAAUAUUGAGGUAUUGUCCGUGGUGGCUCAACAGAUACUCUCAAUUAUUUCCGCAUUGACAGCUAAACUUACUCAAUUCAACUUUGAAGGACAAGUUAUCAAAUUGCGGCACACUAUCGGUCUUUUCAUUACUAUGAAUCCGGGCUACGCAGGUCGCACUGAAUUGCCAGAUAAUUUAAAAUCAAUGUUUCGGCCAAUAUCAAUGAUGGUUCCAGACAGUGCUAUAAUUGCUGAAAAUACAUUGUUUUCCGAUGGUUUCGUGAAUACGGGCAGCUUAGCCCGUAAAGUGUAUACCUUGUAUGAACUGGCUAAACAACAAUUGUCUAAGCAAUUUCACUAUGAUUUUGGCUUAAGAUCUAUGGUAGCCUUGCUACGUUAUGCUGGUAGGAAAAGACGCCAGCUUGCCAAUGCCACCGAAGAAGAGGUCGUCUAUUUGGCUAUGCGUGAUAUGAAUGUGGCACGCCUGACGGCGAAUGAUUUGCCUUUGUUUAAUGCAAUUAUGGCAGAUAUUUUCCCAGCCGUCAGCGUUCCGUCUAUAGAUUAUAGUGAUUUUAAGGUAGCUAUAGAAGAUGAAUUCAAAGGUAACGGCUUGCAGGCAAUACCUAUAGCGGUGAAAAAGGUGAUCGAAUUGUACGAGACUAAGAAUUCAAGACACUCUUCCAUGAUUAUUGGUGACACUAACACAGCAAAAUCAGUAACUUGGAAAUGUUUACAAGGUGCCUUCAUACGUAUGAAUAAUAAUAAGAAACCCGGCUGGCCGGCUGUGGCUGUGCAUCCUAUAAAUCCAAAGGCUCUCAAUUUGGCUGAAUUGUAUGGCGAAUAUAAUUUAGCCACUGGGGAGUGGUUGGAUGGAGUACUCAGUUGUAUUAUGCGAGUAAUUUGUGCUGACGAAGAUCCUACCCAAAAAUGGUUGUUGUUCGAUGGACCGGUUGAUGCCGUUUGGAUAGAAAAUAUGAAUUCUGUAAUGGAUGACAAUAAAAUUUUAACGUUAGUUAAUAGUGAAAGGAUAACUAUGCCUGCUCAAGUCUCGUUGCUUUUUGAAGUAGGCGAUUUGGCUGUCGCUUCACCUGCUACAGUUUCACGUUGUGGUAUGGUAUACAAUGACUAUCAUGACUGGGGUUGGCGUCCCUACGUUGAAUCAUGGCUUGAGCGACAAAAACCACCAGAGUACGUGAAAUACCUUCGCAAAUUUCUCGACGAGUUUAUGGAUAAAGUACUCGCUCACAAAAAUCAAAGAUGUAAGGAAGUAGUCAAGACAAACCAACUUAACGUUGUAAUGUCUAUGUGUCUCCUCCUGGAAGGCUUUGCAACCAAGCAGAACGGCAUUGUAGUAGGAGAUGAGGAGCUAUUAGAAACAAUGACUAAAUUGUGGUUCUUAUUUUCACUAGUUUGGUCAGUGUGUGGUACUGUAAAUGAAGCAAGUCGUUUGCGUUUAGAUGCUUUUUUACGUGAAAUGGAUAGUUCUUUCCCUAUUAAAGACACUGUUUAUGACUACUACGUAGACCCCGGACAACGUUGUUUUAUGCCUUGGGAUAGUAAACUUUCUGACAACUGGAAGUACGAUGAGAACGAACCCUUUUAUAAGAUCAUAGUGCCAACCGUGGAUACGGUUCGUUAUGAAUAUUUAGUUUCGAAAAUGUUGCAAGAUGGUUAUCCCGUGCUACUUGUGGGUAAUGUAGGUACGGGAAAAACUUCGACUGCUGUUAGUGUCAUGGAAGCUUGUGAUAACACCAAAUACACGGUUCUUUCUAUUAACAUAUCAGCUCAGACUACGGCGGCUGGUUUGCAAGAAUCCAUUGAGAAUCGAACGGAGAAACGAACUAAAACACAUUUUGUACCGAUUGGUGGCAAGCGUAUGAUAUGCUUCAUGGAUGACUUCAAUAUGCCAGCUAAAGAUACUUAUGGAUCACAACCACCACUUGAGUUAAUAAGGCAAUGGAUCGAUUACAAGUAUUGGUUCAAUCGUCGCAAUCAACAAAAAAUUUAUGUUAUUAAUACACUGGUAAUGGCCGCCAUGGGUCCUCCUGGCGGAGGACGCCAAGAGAUUUCCUCACGUACUAUGAGUCGAUUUUAUCUUCUUAAUCUAACGUUUCCUACCGAGACCGUUAUUAUGCGCAUUUUUGGUAGUAUGCUUAAACAAAAACUGUUAACCUUUUCAAAUGAGAUUCGAGAGAUGUGGCACGGAGUUACCGCAGCCACUAUUAACAUUUAUAACGACGUUAUUGUGCGUAUGCUACCUACUCCUGCGAAGUCCCAUUAUCUAUUUAAUUUGAGAGAUAUAUCAAAAGUUUUCCAAGGAUUAUUACGUGCCAGCUCAGAGUCCCAGGUCAAAAAGCCGCAAUUCUUAAGACUGUGGAUACAUGAAUGUUUUAGAGUAUUCAGUGAUCGUUUGAUCGAUGACAUUGACCUGGGUUGGUUUUUGAAUGAAAUGAAUGACAUUCUAGGUCGUUAUAUGGAAAUAACCUUCCACAGUUUGUGCCCCAAUAAAGUAUCCCCGAUAUUCGGAGAUUUCAUGAGUAUGCAAGGAUACUAUGAGGAUUUAGAUUUCGCAAAGUUGCGUGUAUAUAUAAACAAGCAAAUGGUGGAGUAUAAUAACUUCCCAGGCAUGGCGCGUAUGAGCUUGGUUUUCUUCAAAGAGGCCAUUGAACACGUUGCUCGUAUUCUGAGAGUAAUAUCACAACCCAGGGGCCAUAUGCUGAACAUUGGCAUAGGCGGUUCGGGAAGACAGGUGAUAGUGAAAUUGGCCGCUUUCAUCUUGGAAAUGGGUGUAUUUCGAAUUGAAGUUACCAAAAAGUACAAGACACCUGAUUUUAAGGAGGACUUGAAAAAUUUGUAUAAAACCACAGGUGUUAAACAGCGACCGACUAUCUUCAUUUUUAGUGGAGAACAAGUGGUGGAAAGUACCUUUUUAGAAAUAAUUAAUAACAUGUUAAGCACUGGUGAAAUUAAUUUGUUUAAAUCUGAUGAAUUUGAAGAGCUGAAAACUGAACUAGAGCGGCCGGCUAAAAAGGCUGGUGUACAAUUGACGACAGAAGCUUUGUAUAAUUUCUUCAUGAAAAAUGUACGGGAUAAUAUGCAUCUUGCGUUAUGUAUCAGCCCCAUUGGGGUAGAGUUCCGUUCAUAUAUACGACAAUACCCAGCACUAAUUAAUAAUACAACGCCAAACUGGUUUAGAUUGUGGCCCCAGGAGGCCCUGUUAGAAGUUGCUGCACAUUUUUUGUCCGAGUUCAAAAUAGAUGUGCCAGUACCGGGUAAAGAAAUAGAGAAGACACGCGAAACUUUAAUAGAGACUAUCGAGGAUAUGCUGCAACGUGAAGUAGCGUACAUUUUCUCCAUUAUUCAUUCAUCCGUAAGAGAAAUGUCAAAUAUUAUGUUUUUGGAAGUCAAACGACGUAACUAUGUUACAUCCUUAAAUUACUUACAACUUGUAAGUGGCUUCAAAGAACUAUUAGAACGUAAACGCUUCGAAGUUUCUUCUGCCGCUAACAAGUUGCGUAAUGGUUUGUCCAAAAUUGCUGAGACUCAAGAAAAAGUAAGGGAGAUGUCUGAAGAAUUGAAAAUCAGUUCUGAGCAGGUGAAGGUAUUAGCAAUAGAAUGUGAGGACUUUAUUGCCGUUAUAGAGGUUCAAAAGGCUGAAGCUACCGACGCGAAGGACAAAGUAGAUGCUGAGGCAGUUAUAAUAAAGCGUGAAGAAGUGGUUUGUUUAGACUUGGCGGCCACAGCUCGAGCUGAUUUAGAGGUUGUGCUGCCGAUGAUUGAUGCUGCUGUGAAAGCCUUGGAUGCCUUAAACAAAAAGGAUGUGUCCGAAGUGAAAUCUUACGGUAGACCACCGAUGAAGAUCGAAAAGGUGAUGGAGGCAGUAAUGAUUCUGUUGGGUAAAGACCCAACAUGGGAAAACGCGAAGAAAGUCCUGGGCGAAACGACCUUUUUGAAUGAUUUAAAAAAUUUUGAUCGAGAUCAUAUUCCCGAUAAAACGUUGAAACGCAUUGCAAUGUAUACUAAGAACCCGGAAUUAGAGCCCGAUAAAGUGGGUAUUGUGUCGGUGGCUUGCAAAUCUCUGAUGUUAUGGGUAAUGGCCAUUGAAAACUAUGCAAAAGUAUACCGUAUUGUGGCUCCAAAGCAAGAGAGGUUAGAUAAUGCAAUGCGCUCGCUAGCCGAGAAGCAAGCUCUUCUGGCUGCAGCCAAAGCAAAAUUGGACGAAUUGAAUGCUCGACUUGCGGAGUUAUAUAAGCAACUGAAUGAGAAAACUGAACUAUUAAACGAGCUAAGGUUGAGAGAAGAGAAACUUCGUAAGCAAUUAGAAAGAGCUAUAAUACUGGUCGAAUCACUAUCCGGUGAACGAGAGCGUUGGAUCGAUACAGUCGCUUCUCUCGAUAAUCGAUUUACUAAACUGCCCGGAGAUUGUUUGCUUGCCAUAGCUUUCAUGUCAUAUUUAGGGCCUUUCGAUACAAAAUAUCGUGAGUUGUUAUUAGAAAGAUGGAGUAAUUUAAUUAAAGACAAGGCUGUUCCCGCAACUGAUGAAUUGAAACUCACUACAUUUUUGUCUGAUGCAGUAACUAUACGUGAGUGGAACAUCCAAGGACUACCGGCUGACGAUUUUAGCACUGAAAAUGGUGUCAUUGUAAUGGAAAGCAGUCGUUGGCCUUUGAUUAUUGACCCUCAGAUGCAAGCCAAUACAUGGGUGAAAAAUAAUGAAGAAAAAAACGAUUUAAAAAUAAUUGAUUUCACACAACCUGACUAUUUGCGCAUCUUAGAGAGUGCUUUAAUAAAUGGAAAUCCUGUUUUAUUGCAAAAUGUUGGGGAAGUUAUCGAGCAGGCCAUUAAUCCUAUAUUACGGAAAAGCUACACAGUACAAGCGGGUCAAAAAUUGCUAAAAUUCAAUGACAAAUAUUUGACCUUUAACGAAAAUUUCCGACUAUACAUAACAACGAAAAUGACGAAUCCACUUUACCCUCCGGAGGUAUCAUCGAAGACUACCAUUGUUAAUUUUGCUUUGAAACAGGAUGGUCUGCAAGCUCAACUUUUGGGUAUUAUAGUCCGAAAGGAGAAGCCCUCUUUGGAAGAACAAAAGGAUGAGCUAGUUUUGACUAUAGCGAGAAAUAAGCGUACUCUUAUUGAUUUGGAUAAUGAAAUUUUACGUUUGCUUAAUGAGAGUCGAGGAUCUCUCUUAGACGACGACGAGUUAUUUGCUACUCUGCAGAAGUCACGACAAACUUCGAUAUUGGUCAAGGAAUCCCUGAGCAAUGCAGAGAUAACGGAAAUUGAAAUAGACAUGGCACGUCAAGAAUAUCAACCAGCAGCUAAAAGAGCUUCGAUUCUAUUCUUUGUACUUAUGGAUAUGUCUAAGAUUGACCCCAUGUACGUAUUUUCCUUAGCCGCCUACAUUUUGCUGUUCACACAAUCUAUAGAACGCAGCCCAAAACAUCAAAUUGUUGCUGAACGUAUUCGCAACAUAAAUGACUAUCACACCUACGCCAUGUACAAAAAUACUUGUCGCGGUUUAUUCGAAAAGCAUAAACUACUCUUCUCCAUACACAUGACUGCGCAGAUAUUAUCUAAUGCUGGUCGUUUAGUAGAAGAAGAGUACAAUUUUAUUUUGAAAGGCGGCAUUGUAGUAGAUAAGCAAGGUCAACCACCGAACCCAUCACCAGGUUGGAUAAAUGAGCAAUCUUGGGAUAAUAUCACAGAACUUGACACAGUCGCUGGUUUUCAUGGAAUUAUUGAUUCAUUUGAAUCUAGUGCAAAGGCUUGGCAUGUUUGGUACGCCACCACAACACCCGAAACAGAGGAUUUGGUGGGAGAGUGGAAUGAUAAACUCACGGAUUUUCAAAAAAUAUGUGUUGUACGUUGUUUGAGGGCGGAUCGCGUUUCUUUUUGUCUCACGCAGUUCAUUAUAAACGCUUUGGGACCUCGUUAUGUGGAACCACCCGUUCUCGAUUUGAAAGUUACUUUCGAAGAAUCUAUCGCUCAGACCCCACUCAUAUUUGUAUUGUCACCAGGCGUGGAUCCUACGCAGUCCCUUCUGACUUUAGCUGAGCAGACUAAAAUGUCUUCGCGUAUGUUUUCUUUAAGUUUAGGCCAAGGCCAGGCACCGCUAGCUACAAAAAUGAUUAUGGAUGGUGUACGCGACGGCAACUGGGUCUUUUUGGCCAACUGCCAUUUAUCACUAAGCUGGAUGCCGACCUUAGAUAAAAUUAUUGCUACUAUGCAAACCAUGAAAUUACAUAAACGUUUCCGUUUGUGGCUCAGCUCUAGUCCUCAUCCAGACUUUCCUAUUUCCAUUUUACAAAGUAGCAUUAAAAUGACUACAGAACCUCCGCGGGGUAUAAAGGCCAACAUGAAGCGUUUAUAUAACAACGUCAAUGAAGUAAAUUUCGAUCUUGCCAUAGAUCCUUCUAAGUACAAAAAGCUGCUUUUUGCUCUUUGCUUCUUUCACACUGUGUUGCUUGAAAGAAAGAAGUUUCUCCAGUUGGGGUGGAACGUUGUUUAUAGUUUUAAUGAUUCGGAUUUUGAGGUGUCGGAAAGCUUGCUGCUUUUGUACUUGAAUGAAUACGACGAGACGCCGUGGGGUGCUCUCAAAUAUUUAAUAGCAGGCGUGAACUAUGGCGGGCACGUAACUGAUGAUUGGGAUCGACGCCUGCUGACCACUUACAUUAAUCAAUUCUACUGUGAUGACGCCUUAAAAAUUUCCAAAUAUCGUUUGUCUUCUCUGCCUAAUUAUUUUAUACCCCACGAUGGCGAUUUACAAUCAUAUUUAGAUCAAAUACAACAAUUUCCGAAUUUUGAUAAACCAGAAGCAUUUGGCCAACAUCCAAAUGCGGAUAUUGCGUCCUUGAUUGGGGAGACCCGUUUGCUUUUCGAAACUUUAGUUUCCAUGCAAGUGCAAACUGCGACCUCAGCUAGCGAGAGCAAAGAAGCUAAAGUUUUGAAAUUGGCCAAUGACAUACUUCUCAGCACUCCGGGUGAACUAAAUUAUGAACAAACGGCUAAAUUGAUCGGUUUAAAUCGCAUGCCUCUUGAAGUGGUUCUCUUGCAAGAAAUUGAACGUUACAACGAUCUCUUGCGUAAUAUGAAAUGCCAUUUGCGUGAUGUUCAGAAAGGUAUAAGAGGUCUGGUUGUUAUGAGUACUGAGCUAGAAGACAUUUAUCAGUCAAUCUUUGACGGGCGAGUACCACUUGUUUGGCUUACAGCUUACGCGUCUGAAAAACCUUUAGCUGCAUGGUCUCGUGAUUUAGUAUUUCGUAUAGAACAUUUUGCUCACUGGGCCAGAACAUUACACCCACCGACAUUGUUCUGGUUGGCCGCUUACACUUUCCCAACUGGAUUCAUAACUGCGGUGUUGCAAACGUCAGCUAGAGCGACACGUACACCUAUCGAUGAAUUAGGUUGGGAUUUUUAUGUAUUUGUUGAGGACGAUGCUGCCGCUGCACGUAUUGUGCGCGAAGGAGGUGGUGUGUAUGUGCGCAGUUUGUAUUUAGAAGGGGCGGGAUGGCUACGCAAAGGUCAAUGUCUUUGCGAUCCCUCGCCUAUGGAGCUGGUCACACCCAUGCCAGUAAUACACUUUAAACCAGUUGAACAAUUAAAGAAACGCACUCGUGGUGUAUACGCUUGCCCAGCCUAUUAUUAUCCACAGCGCGCCGGAUCGUAUGUUAUUGCGGUGGACUUAAAAGCCGGCUCAGAAAAAGCAGAUUAUUGGAUUAAACGGGGUACCGCUCUUCUUUUGAGUUUGAGUUUGUAAAC
Glossina fuscipes is the source of this 13481-nucleotide messenger RNA. RefSeq names its product dynein heavy chain 2, axonemal (gene kl-2). The coding region runs from base 178 to 13479 and encodes 4433 amino acids. Gene Ontology annotation, biological process: microtubule-based movement. Gene Ontology annotation, molecular function: dynein light intermediate chain binding; ATP hydrolysis activity; ATP binding. Gene Ontology annotation, cellular component: dynein complex. The transcript has 13 exons. Lineage: Eukaryota; Metazoa; Arthropoda; Insecta; Diptera; Glossinidae. The record is from RefSeq and is a predicted model, not a curated record.